Drosophila kikkawai is the source of this 5742-nucleotide messenger RNA. It is a transcript of the gene Pde6, whose product is annotated as phosphodiesterase 6. Gene Ontology annotation, biological process: signal transduction. Gene Ontology annotation, molecular function: 3',5'-cyclic-nucleotide phosphodiesterase activity; protein binding. The record is from RefSeq and is a predicted model, not a curated record. Lineage: Eukaryota; Metazoa; Arthropoda; Insecta; Diptera; Drosophilidae.
AAUACAAAUACAAAUGAAACGGAAUGAAAAGAAAAUGCUGUGAAUGUGAAUGCAUUUGUGUUUAGAUAAAAACCACCCACAACUUGGAAACAACUAAAAAAUUGGCUUUCCCAGCUUCCCCCUCUCUCUCUUAAACAUAGGGAAAAAUCAACGAUUAACCGGCGGAGUGGACGCAUUUAAAGACAAACAAAAGUGGAGCAGACGUGCAUGAAGCCAAGGCGAUGAGUCUGGCCCAUCAAUUACCUGGGCAUUAAAGUUGAGGACUGGAAGAGCAACAGGCUGCUGGCAGCACUGUGGUCGGGUAAAGCCCUGGAAUCCUGGUGACCUGGACCCAUAAGUGGGCGCGUACGUGACUUAAUCAGCGGACACAGCAGGCGGGCUGAGCCCCGGCUAACGAGGCCAACGAGCCACGAGGUGGAGGAGACGAAGCUGGCAGAGCUGAAUCCUGCCCGCAAUGAUUUCAUGCACGGCACAGUGAGCAGUAGCAACAUGACAGAUUGUGGCGGCGCCGCAGCUCCGGUGGAAAUAAGCACCACAGCCGCCACAACGUCGGCGACGUCCUCGUCGUCGUCCUCGUCCGCAUCCAAACCGCUGACCAAUGGCGCCAACAAGGCGGCCACGUCAACAGCAGCCGGCGGAGGAGGAGGAGGCGGAGCACCCACAGCCAUACCCACCAGCAGUAGUAACAGCAACAGUAGCAACUCCAGGACUACACUGGACCAUCACCGGCAGAGCAAUAACAAUCGACCUGCGGUCAGUCCCAAGCCAGAUGUCAGGCUAAGAUCUCCAGAUCUGGGGACACCUGUGGCCUCUACAUCCGCCUCGGCGCAGGCCAGUAGCCAGACCCAGAGUUUGGGUCAGCACGAGAGGCUGGCCAAGACGACGACAACUGGCUCUGGCUCCUCGGCAUCCCAGCAGGAUGUCGAUGAGGUGGCCAAGCUGUUUGAGGAGAAACCGGAAGCCUUCGAGAAAUGGCUGACGGAAAGGGCUCCGCCGGAAGCACUCAGCCGACUGCAGGAGUUCAUAGAGAGCCGGAAGCCGAUCAAGCGACCCUCGGUCACUUCCGAUCUGUUCCAGCAAUGGAUGGCCGCCUCGCCCACGGUGCAGCAGAAAUCACCGAGAAGCCUCUCGAACUCAUCAGCCUCCUCGCUACCCGAAUGCCGGCGGCAUCUGAUGGACCUGGACGAGGGCGAGCUGUUCAUGGAACUGAUUCGGGACGUGGCCAACGAGCUGGACAUCGAUGUGCUCUGCCACAAAAUUCUGGUGAACGUGGGCCUGCUCACCCACGCGGAUCGUGGCUCUCUGUUUCUGGCCAAGGGCACGCCCACCAACAAGUACCUGGUGGCCAAGCUGUUCGAUGUCACCCAAAAGACAGCACUCAAGGACGCGGUGACUCGGGCCAGUGCCGAGGAGAUUAUCAUUCCCUUUGGCAUUGGCAUUGCCGGCAUGGUGGCGCAGACAAAGCAGAUGAUUAACAUCAAGGAGGCGUACAAGGAUGCGCGAUUCAACUGUGAAAUCGAUCUGAAGACCGGCUACAAGACGAAUGCCAUCCUCUGCAUGCCCAUUUGCAAUUACGAGGGUGACAUUAUAGGCGUGGCGCAAAUUAUAAACAAAACGAAUGGCUGCAUGGAGUUCGAUGAACAUGACGUGGAAAUCUUCCGUCGGUAUCUCACCUUCUGCGGCAUUGGCAUCCAGAAUGCCCAGCUGUUCGAGAUGUCCGUCCAGGAGUAUCGACGCAACCAAAUCCUCCUCAAUCUGGCCCGCAGCAUUUUCGAGGAGCAGAACAACCUCGAGUGCCUUGUCACCAAAAUAAUGACAGAGGCCAGGGAGCUGCUAAAGUGCGAACGCUGCUCGGUGUUUCUUGUGGAUCUCGACUGUUGCGAGGCGAGCCAUUUGGAGAAGAUAAUUGAGAAGCCCAAUCAGCCAGCCACCCGCGCCAUCAAGUCCGCUGACAGCUUCGAGGAGAAGAAAAUGCGCAAUCGUUUCACUGUGCUCUUUGAACUCGGCGGCGAGUACCAGGCGGCCAAUGUCUCCCGGCCUUCGAUCAGCGAGCUUAGCACCUCGACGCUGGCCCAGAUAGCCCAAUUUGUGGCCACCACAGGGCAGACGGUGAAUAUAUGCGAUGUCCACGAGUGGGUCAGGGAGCACAAUCAAAUACGAGCCGAGAGUGAAAUCGAUAGCACCCAGGCCAUACUCUGCAUGCCCAUUGUCAAUGCCCAAAAGACGGUGAUUGGUGUGGCGCAGUUGAUAAACAAGGCCAAGGGAGUUCCCUUUACCGAUUCAGAUGCCUCGAUUUUCGAGGCCUUUGCCAUAUUCUGCGGUCUGGGCAUACACAACACCCAGAUGUACGAGAAUGCCUGCAAGCUGAUGGCCAAGCAGAAGGUGGCCCUCGAGUGCCUCAGUUACCAUGCCACCGCCAGUCAGGAUCAGACGGAGAAGCUUACCCAGGAUGCGAUAGCCGAGGCAGAGUCCUACAACCUGUACAGCUUUACCUUUACGGACUUUGAAUUGGUGGACGAUGACACGUGCAGGGCAGUGCUGCGUAUGUUUAUGCAAUGCAAUUUGGUCUCGCAGUUUCAAAUACCCUACGAUGUCCUCUGCCGCUGGGUCUUGAGUGUCCGAAAGAACUAUCGUCCCGUCAAGUACCACAAUUGGCGGCAUGCUCUUAAUGUGGCCCAAACCAUGUUUGCCAUGCUGAAAACCGGCAAGAUGGAGCGCUUCAUGACUGAUCUGGAGAUCUUGGGCCUCCUGGUGGCCUGUUUGUGCCACGACCUGGAUCACCGCGGCACCAAUAAUGCCUUCCAGACCAAAACCGAAUCCCCGCUGGCCAUUUUGUACACCACCAGCACGAUGGAGCAUCAUCACUUUGAUCAGUGCGUGAUGAUCCUAAACUCGGAGGGAAAUAACAUAUUUCAGGCCUUGUCACCCGAGGAUUAUCGCUCGGUCAUGAAGACCGUGGAGAGUGCCAUUCUGUCCACCGAUCUGGCCAUGUAUUUCAAGAAGCGAAACGCCUUCCUGGAGCUGGUGGAGAACGGGGAAUUCGACUGGCAGGGCGAGGAGAAGAAGGAUUUACUUUGCGGCAUGAUGAUGACGGCCUGUGAUGUGAGUGCCAUUGCCAAACCCUGGGAAGUCCAGCACAAAGUGGCCAAGUUGGUGGCUGAUGAGUUCUUUGACCAGGGAGAUCUCGAGAAGCUGCAGCUCAAUACACAACCGGUGGCCAUGAUGGACAGGGAACGCAAGGACGAGCUGCCCAAGAUGCAGGUUGGCUUCAUUGACGUGAUCUGCCUGCCCCUGUACAGAGUCCUGUGCGACACCUUCCCCUGGAUAACACCCUUGUACGAGGGCACCCUGGAGAAUCGACGCAACUGGCAGGAUUUGGCCGAGAAGGUGGAGAUGGGCCUCACCUGGAUCGAUCACGACACCAUUGACAAGCCUGUGGAGGAGUUUGCUGCCUGCGAGGAUGAGGAGAUCAAGGACAUUGAGUUCACAGUAACAACGCUCAACUGCAAUCAGCAGUCACAGUCGCAGCAUGGCAGCGAGGACAGCCACACGCCAGAGCACCAGCGCAGUGGCUCCCGGCUGAGCAUGAAGAAGACGGGGGCCCUGGGCAAGGCCGUUCGCUCGAAGCUCUCGAAGACGCUCUACAACAGCAUGGACGGCUCCAAGCCGAAGACCUCGUUGAAGCUCCUCGAGUCCCACGUCAGCGAGGAUAUGGACGAUAAGAGCCCGACGAGUCCCUCACAACCGCAGGCCUCUGGCAGCAUGGGCCGCAUGUCCGCCUCCUCAUCCACCUCGUCCGCCGGCGGCGUCGUUGGCGCCUCUGGACAGGUCCAGGCGGUGGACAAGUCCAAGAAGCGCUCCAAGCUGUGCGCGCUCUUAUGACGAAAGCCGUCCAAUUAGAAUAUGGCGACCCCCUCCAGCACUCCGGGCAGUGAGACUGACCACAAGUGCGGAGGGGGGAUGACCGAGUUCUAAUUGGCGUCGAUUUUGCUAAAAGUUCACACAAACUUGUUGCUCCUACCUGUAUCUAUUGGCCAUGUUCACGGUAUCAAAUUCGAUUAGAUUGUGAUAGUUUUUUGUGGGUAAAAUUGCAAUAUUUUUGAGGGUUAAACUGUUUAUAAAGACCCUUUGAAUUUUUUUAAUUUACAUAAAAUUAGGUGAAAUUAUUAGGUUUUAUGUUUUUAAAUAAAGAAAAUAUUUGUGUAAAGUUAAAAACAAUUCUUAAUAUUAACAAAAACUCUUCGUUUUCUUGUCAAGUAAUUUUGCAACUCAAAAUAAUUCAAAACUAAAAGAAAAGUUGCAAUUUUACCAACAAAAAACUAUCCACAAAUCUAAACGUAAAAGAAAAUCGUGAACAGAUGGUGCAUGUAUAUGUUUGAUAUAUGUUUUAAGUACUAUAACUAUCCAUAUACCAGAGGACGAGCAUUAGGCAGAGGCAAAUGCAGUUGCAAUAUUAAGCAUAAGUGAAUGUCAAAAUAUGUGAUCUAUUUAAGGUCCCGAAGGUGCGAAGCCCACGGGUUGAACCUUUUGUCGGAUACUAUCCCCUCUCUCUCUCUCUAUCUCUAAACGAAUAUACGCUAUUUACUCUAUAUAUUAUAUAGAUGUGUCUGUCGCUUUUAGGUGAUUGUAAACCGCGAAACUAAACUAACUAAGUAGAGGCAACCAAAACCAAACUAGCUAAGAGUGUAUGUAGUCACCCUAACCAAAUCGUGCUAGUCAAAACGUAUGAAAUACUAUAGAAGAAACCAACCCUAUUUAAGGAGACUUUGUGAGAGGCUAUACAAUUCCAGCAGGCAUCGGGAAUCGAGAAUAGAGACGACAGUGAUCACCACUAGUCCUCGCCUGUGAUCGGCUUGAGAUCUACUUUAUAGCUCUACUGAUAAUGAAUAAACUAAAUAAACUACUAAUUAAUAACUAAUAUUUGUAUGCACAGAACGAGUGCUAAGCGUAUGGUAUUUACGUAGCAAACUAUAGCAAUAUUAUAUGAUAUUUCGAUUGUGAGCACAGCACAAAUAUGGAUUAAUUGAACUCUGCGGAGGCAGAAGCGAAUGGGAAAACAUUUCGUACUCUGUUUGGAUUGUAUAAAUAUAAAUAUUAGCCUAAAGAUAAACGACAGCAGUCAAUUUUUGAACUCGAACUCAAGCAAAAUACGAAUACGAUAAAUAUUUGGCAAAUAAUAAUCGCACACGGUUAAAUACGAUUAAUCCGGUCCCCACACUCAUCUAGUUGUUGCAAUGAAGUUUACUUUAUCUGUGUGUACGUGUACAAAGCAAACUAUAUACUAUAGAGCAUAAAACUAAACAGGAGCAUAAGCAUAAAACUAAAUAUAAUAUGUAACGGAACCUAUAUAUGAAAUAUUUACAUGUGACUAAUGUAACUGUAACUGAAUUGCUUAGACUUAAUGUGUUUAAGAGCAUCUCAUUAUUUUUAUUACAGGUCUGCGUGUGCUAAUCAAACUUUGGCUACUAAAUGUCAAACAACAAAAGAUUAAGAAAAGGUUUGCAACUAUUUUUCUAGUCACGCUUGAAAAUCAAAAUCAAAAAAAUCGAAAUCAAGACCGUUACAAAGUCCCCACUUUGUUCAGUUCAGUGACAAUUAAUUGUGUACAUUCCUUCGCAGUUUCGUUGCUUGUUUCUGUUAUCCCCAAAAACGAUCUAAGAGUUAUUCACCAUUUGUUUACCUAACUAUGUAAGACUUGCAAUUGAAUCAAAAAUAAAUCACACCAUUGGGAAUUACUCUAAA